UCUCGCCCGUUUUUGUCUCCCUUUGUCAAUGUUCGGUUGCAUACGCCGAGGUUUCAGGGUUCUUUUCUGUUGAGCUGCGCCACGCGGGGCGUUGAGUGUUACCUGUGUCGGAGCUAGUCGGCGAUUGUAGCUCGGUGCGCUUUAGGAUUGAUUUUGGUUGAUUUUUGAGUUGGGGAGCGGGUUUGGGAUGGUGUGCGGUUUCGGGAUCAUUGAAGAUCAGUUGAUGCGGGGGAUGUCACGGUUAAAAUGGUCGCCAAAGAUGAAGCUACUGGAGGUUACGAGUGCCAGCCACUGCUUGAGUAUCGAACUGUAUCCGGUGUAGCAGGGCCACUUGUCAUUCUAGAGAAAGUCAAGGGACCUAAGUACCAAGAAAUUGUGAACCUUCGUUUGGGUGAUGGCACGCGUCGAAGGGGUCAGGUUCUGGAGGUGGAUGGUGACCGAGCUGUCGUGCAGGUUUUUGAAGGAACCUCGGGUAUCGAUAACAAGCACACUACCAUUGAGUUCACUGGAGAGGUGCUGAAAACACCAGUCUCGUUAGACAUGCUGGGACGUAUUUUCAAUGGUUCUGGCAAACCUAUUGACAACGGCCCUCCAAUUCUUGCAGAAGCUUAUCUGGACAUUUCAGGUGCAUCGAUCAAUCCUAGUGAGCGGACGUACCCAGAGGAGAUGAUUCAAACAGGAAUAUCUACGAUUGAUGUCAUGAACUCUAUUGCUCGAGGGCAAAAGAUCCCUCUCUUUUCUGCUGCUGGUCUUCCUCACAACGAGAUUGCUGCACAAAUCUGUCGGCAAGCUGGCCUUGUCCAGCGGUUGGAGAAGGAGAAAAAUCUCUUGGAGGAUGAGCCCGGAGAAGACAACUUCUGUAUUGUUUUCGCCGCUAUGGGAGUGAACAUGGAAACUGCCACUUUCUUCAAACGCGAUUUUGAAGAAAAUGGAUCCAUGGAGAGAGUGACACUUUUUCUCAAUUUGGCUAAUGAUCCAACAAUUGAGCGUAUUAUCACACCUCGAAUUGCACUUACAACUGCUGAGUACUACGCUUAUGAGUGUGGAAAGCACGUUCUGGUCAUCCUGACGGAUAUGAGUUCAUACGCAGAUGCAUUGCGUGAGGUUUCUGCAGCUCGUGAAGAAGUACCUGGGCGUCGUGGAUAUCCUGGUUACAUGUACACGGAUCUUGCCACUAUUUACGAACGUGCUGGGCGAAUUGAGGGCCGCAAAGGGUCUAUCACUCAGAUUCCCAUUCUAACUAUGCCUAACGAUGAUAUUACCCAUCCUAUUCCUGAUCUUACAGGAUACAUUACAGAAGGUCAAAUUUACGUGGAUCGGCAGUUACAAAAUAGACAGAUCUACCCACCUAUCAAUGUGCUGCCAUCUCUGUCGCGAUUGAUGAAGAGUGCUAUAGGACAGGGGAUGACUCGAAAGGAUCAUUCCGAAGUUUCCAAUCAGUUGUACGCAAAUUAUGCUAUCGGGAAGGAUGUGCAAGCCAUGAAGGCUGUGGUGGGAGAGGAAGCCUUGUCUUCAGAAGAUCUGUUGUAUCUCGAGUUCCUUGACAAGUUCGAGCGGAAGUUUGUCGCCCAAGGUCCUUAUGAUACCCGUGACAUUUUCCAGUCACUGGACCUUGCCUGGUCAUUGCUUCGAAUUUUCCCUCGGGAGCUUCUGCGUCGUAUACCUGCCAAGACCCUAGAUGAAUUUUACAGCCGGAACUCAGACAAUUAAUUGGUCUGGCGGAGCUUUGGAUUCAAAUAGGGUGUAUCUCUCCUAGCCUAGAAUUCGUGUGUUUUUCUUUUUUGUAAUGUUGCUUCACCGAAGUAUUUGAGCAUGCUCGGUAGACUUGUUCGUCUUUCUACCGCAAGGUGCCCUCGAUCAGGUUCUGCAAUUCCCUGAUCUUAGCAAAGAGCACUGAAUUUUGGUGGAAACGCUGGUGGUGGUCAUUGUCAAGUGUGCGACAAGUUUGGCUUUUGGGUAGACAGGAACUAUAAAAGUAGGAAAAUAUUCUUUGCUAGUACUAACAGACCGUUGCUUACUAGCUUUAUAAACUGUUAUGUGUUUCCAAGCUUUAACCUUGUGGAAUUCUCAACUUUUAUCUUGUGAACCAUGUCCUUA
Physcomitrium patens is the source of this 2097-nucleotide messenger RNA. Its product is annotated as V-type proton ATPase subunit B3. Lineage: Eukaryota; Viridiplantae; Streptophyta; Bryopsida; Funariales; Funariaceae. The record is from RefSeq and is a predicted model, not a curated record. Gene Ontology annotation, cellular component: proton-transporting V-type ATPase, V1 domain. Gene Ontology annotation, biological process: proton transmembrane transport; vacuolar acidification; ATP metabolic process. Gene Ontology annotation, molecular function: proton-transporting ATPase activity, rotational mechanism; ATP binding.